GCAGACUACUACCACCCUCCUCACUCCUACCGCCCUCCACAUUAACCACUACCACUAAUCAUCACUCUCGACAUGCCCGUCGUGCUCGACGAUGAGUUGCUUAUCCCUCCUUCCAUGAGGAGGCCCAAAAGGUACUACACCGCUGCCGGGUCGUACGGUGACCCCCGCGUCGAGACCACGAUAAUCGAGUCCCCCUCCCUGGCAUCGACCACUACCAUCGAACUCCCUCCCCACCAUGCCCUCACUCCUCCUCACUCCCCCAUCGUCGUUCAUGAGGACCACUACGCCCCCCUCCCGACCGAUAUUGAAUACCCUCGUGGCCGCGAAUAUGUCAUCCAUCCGGCCGGUCGAUCAGCCGCCUACCAUAAUCGGAUAGGAGGGGUAGGGGGAUUCGGUGGUGAGCUGGAUAUGGAUUACCCACAUGGACACGGACACGGACGGCGCUACUAUCGUGCGAGGAGUGUUGGUCCACUUUCGGACCAUGACAGCUACUCCGACGAUUACUACCUUGAGGAUGGUACUCGUCACGGGACCCACCAUCACCAUCAUGGGACACCACACGGUCAUCACGGCCGCCAUGGUCACCGUGCGAAACAUUUUCUGGGAGACGGCGCCGGACUCGUUGGUGCUCACAACCCUCGUGAGCAUAGGGAGCAUGGGGGACAUCUUCACCGCCGUUCAUCGUCUAGCCAUGGCCACAGAGGCCGACAUCUCGCCGAGGCCGCGGGUCUCGCCGUCGGCGCCAAGAAGCUUAUGAAGCAUAGAUCCCUCUCUCGCCCCGGCCGAUCCCAUUCCUCCCAUGGCCAUCAUCGGGCACGCCAUCUCGCCGAAGCUGGCAUUGCUGCCGCGGGGCUUGAUCACGCCUUGAACCAUCGUCGAUCACGCUCCCAUAGCCGCCAUCGACGCCUCAGCUCUGACUCGGAACGGCAUCCCGGAUGGAACAGGGACGAUCAUAAGGCCCAUCGUCGUGCCAAGCGCCUCGCUGAAGCAGGACUCGGUGUUGCUGCUGCGGGUGCCGCUAAGGAAUUACACGACCGCCGUAAACACCAUCGCUCUUCUUCGCUAUCUUCGUCGGGUGGGGAACGCAACCAUAACGGACGCCACAUUGCUGCCGCUGCACUGGGCGCCACAGCUGCCGGGCUUGCCCACCACAAGUACGCUCACCACCGUCGCCGUUCCUCUUCCGUUUCGUCUUAUUCCUCCAGUUCGGAUGACGAGAAUAAACAUCGUGGGCGCAAGCUUGCUGGCGCCGCGGUUGGCGGUGCAGCUACGGGCCUUGCUGCCAGGGCGCUUUACGAUCGUCAGAAGAAUAGAUCCAGAUCCUCUUCAAUCUCAUCAUCACUCUCGGAUGGGGACAAUCGCCAUCAUCGGCAUAGACUCGGGAAAGCGGCGCUCGGUGCAGCAGCAGCCACCGCCGGCUUGAGGCACCACCAUGGCCGUCGUUCCCGCUCCCGUUCCCGUGCCCGCUCUAGCUCCCGCGAGCGAAGAAACCAUGUCGAUGGACUGAAGAAGGCCGGGUACACUAUGGCCGGAGCUCUUGCAGAGAAGUAUCGUCGCGAUCAUAAACGCGGUAGAUCGCUUUCUGCCGACGGGCGCCGCUACGGUGGGCGCCACGAUGGUCACCAUAAUGGCCAUCAUAUCACACACGGCCAUCUUAAGCCUGGCCAAGGUUUUGUCGAAAGUGAGAGCAUCCAUUCAUCACCAAGCAGGACUGGAACUCGUUCCCGUCGCGGCAGUCACGGAGGGGGGGUGCUAGGCAGGGGUGCGGAUCCCUCUGCCACGAGAAACAUUGGAGAGACGGUUGCGUAUAAGAUUGGAGAAGCAGUGGCUGAGGGACUGAACGGAAGGAGGAGAUCGGGUAGCAUGGGUCAUAGGAGAUAAAUGGCCUAAUCAUGUACCUUUAUGAAUGACUUUCUUUUGUUGCUGCAUGUGUGGAUAUGGCAUUUUUUCUUCUUUCUUCUCUCGUUAGGUUGGUUUGGGUGGAGCAUAAACGAAGUAAUAUAAUUUUCUCUAUGAAGAGUAUCUCCUUGAACUGUUGGAAGUGAGCUUGUAUCGAGACCAUGAGUAAUAUAUCAUACGUGUAAUGGGUCGGGGAAAUUUUUUUCCCGGGGACAGAAUACAAUGAACCCCGGAUCAAGCUUGAUUGGAAUCCAGAGAAUAUGUUACGCAGGCACGAUUCCAGAGAAACAUGGAUUCAAUACAUCCCUCAAUCCCCCAAUAACCCGAUCCUAUCUUUUGGUCGGGAUCGAUUCUGAAACUCGGGGAAAGGGGAUGGGGCGAAGGUUUAGCGAUGGUAGGGAUGGUAUUAUAGGUAGGGGUAGUGUGGGGCGGG
Messenger RNA from Tuber aestivum (summer truffle), 2332 nucleotides. Lineage: Eukaryota; Fungi; Ascomycota; Pezizomycetes; Pezizales; Tuberaceae. The record is from the annotation of a GenBank genome assembly.